Clonostachys solani is the source of this 228-nucleotide messenger RNA. The record is from the annotation of a GenBank genome assembly. NCBI's taxonomy places the organism in Eukaryota, Fungi, Ascomycota, Sordariomycetes, Hypocreales, Bionectriaceae.
AUGUGUAGGCUUCCGGCCCCGAUUGCCGCUUGUCUCAAUGACUUUGUAAGUGACGUUUUCCCUGAGAUACGCAAGAGGAACAAUAUUCGAGCCCUGAUGCCGAAUCUAUCUUCAGCUCAUCUGUUGCGAUAUGGUGAGGCUUCUUGCAACAUUGAUUACUACACCUCAGCAUCAUGUCUCUCCAUACUUGUUGUUAUCGUAGGUCGUAGCGAGAUGCCGAGCACUUGA